CCGGCCAUGCGGUACCGCAAGGGCAGGGAGGCCGUGCCGUCCGACGACUGCAAGUUCGUCCGGGCCGAGUCCCUGCCGGGGCAAGGGAAGAACCAGGUGGACACCUUCCUGGAGCAGCACGGCGGAGCCGGGAUCCAGCACGUCGGGCUCUACGCCGCCGACGUGGUCUCCACGGCUCGGGCCCUGGCGGAGGCCGGCGUGCGGUUCGUCGAGCCCCCCCGGGCCUACUACUGCGAGGCGGGCAAAGAGCGGGAGAUCCGGGAGGCUGGGCAGGACCCCCGGCUGCUGGCCCAGCACGGCAUCUUGCUGGACGCCGAGCUGGCUGGGGAAGGGGAGGGAGGAGUCAGAGGCUCCAGCCCCGGCCAGAGGAGCUACUUGAUGCAAAUCUUCACCAAGCCCAUCUUCCCGGAGGAGACCUUCUUCCUGGAGCUGAUUGAGCGUCGGGGGGCCGCAGGCUUCGGGGAGGGCAACAUCCGGGCCCUGUGGCGGUCUGUGCAGGCCUAUCUGGGCCAGCAGUAGAGACCCCCCCCAGGCCUGCUGGGGGCUGUGAGCGAGGGUGGCUGGCUGCCCAUGGCUCCAGCAUGCUCCAUCUCCCCCCACGGGGCAGGGAGAUGGCAGAGCCAGACCAGCUGUUCGGUUAGAGGGGGAGGUUGGGAGCUACUAAACCCCCCAGGCUCUGGGACAUGCUGUCUGCCCUGGCGGGAUUCAGGGGGAAGUUCAGUUCUUCCGACUCCAGAGACAAACCCAGGCCCACCCCCAGCCCUGCUCCGCCAACCCUCAGCCCCCAAGCGCUCUCCCACGCUGGCUAAUGCUGGGCUCCCGCUCCCAUGUCCCCGGGCCAGGAGCUGGGGUUACGGCCCACAUUCAUCCAGCUCCUUCGGACCCCAGCAGCUUAGGUUUAGGGAUCGUGAGCCCAGCACCCCCGGUGCCCACCCUGGGGUGGAGCAUGGCAACAAGAGCCACAUGGCUGGGCGGGCAGCAGAGUCUAUGGCAGGGGUGGGCAAUGAUUUUUGCCCGGGGGCCACUUAAAAAAUGUUUGAAGU
This is a messenger RNA of Pelodiscus sinensis (Chinese soft-shelled turtle), 1043 nucleotides long. NCBI's taxonomy places the organism in Eukaryota, Metazoa, Chordata, Testudines, Trionychidae. The record is from RefSeq and is a predicted model, not a curated record.